AUGAAGCCAGUGCCCUCUAAGAACGGAAAUCGCCUUUUAGCGGAUGAACUCACUUACGAGUUGCGCACAAUACCUCCGUCCGCGGGACGUCAAGAACUAGUGCCCAGAAAAUCCUGCGCCAUGGGUGACUGGCACGCCGCAAGCAAUACACCUUUUCAUGUAGCCAAGUGCCACACUUUAUAUGUAGAUAAGCUUAUCCUCGCUCCAAUGGUACGGGUUGGCCGUCUGCCUAUGAGACUUCUCGCUUUGCAGAAAGGUGCCGACCUUGUUUAUACUGAGGAAACAAUAGAUUAUAAGUUGGAGAAAUGUGUUAGAACGGUAAAUGAAACCCUUGGGACUGUAGAAUACGUUCAUAAUUCCGAAGUUGUUUUUCAAACUUGUGGAAGAGAAAAAAACAACGUUAUUUUGCAACUGGGUACCUCUAAUCCCCUGCGUGCUGUAAAGGCUGCUCAGCUGGUCUCGAAGGACGUUGCAGGUAUCGAUGUUAACAUGGGAUGCCCUAAGCAUUUCUCCGUUUCUGGUGGAAUGGGCUCCUCUUUGCUUACUAAGCCAGAUCUUGUCAAAGAGAUUUUGACUAGCCUUGUGAGGAAUGUUACUCUUCCCAUCACUUGUAAAAUUAGACUUUUACCUACAAUUGCAGAGACAGUAACUCUUGCCCAGCUUAUAGAGGGGACAGGCGUUGCAGCCGUAGCUGUCCAUGGGAGAUUUGUUACAGAAAGGCCACGUGAACCAGUGCACUAUGACUAUAUUAAGGCAGUGGCGGACAGCGUACGGAUUCCUGUCAUUGCGAAUGGCGCCUCGCUGGACAUUGCGGUUUACGACGACAUUGCGGCGGUCAAGCAGAAAACAGGGUGCGCGUCUGUAAUGCUUGCUAGGGCUGCCCAAUGGAAUCCUUCGAUAUUUUCCUUUGGGAAAACUACGGCUAAUCCUUUGGAUAAUGCUCGGGAGUAUAUAAAACUUGCGCUCCAGUACGGCCAGGACCUCGGAAAUAUAAAAUUUAAUCUUCAGCACCUGCUGCACUUUGCACCGGAUAAAAUUCUGAAAGGCAAGUUGUCCUCUGCUGCCAAUUCUCAAGAACUUUGUGAACUUUUUGGCCUUCCUGUGCAUUAUAAAGAGGACUCUAGAUGCGGGCUUCAAUCACUGUAUACUACUUUGGACAGCCAUUUAUUUGAGCUUUGUCGCAGGGGCUAUAGAAUUAACAUACUCGAGGUACCUUUCGAUCGAAAAAGUUUGCGCCGUGCUAAUAUCUCGCCAAAAUUUCUGCUCUGGGAAUACUCGCAAAAGCAAUCCCUAGCCUGGCCAGAAAAACCCAAAUACUGCACCCUUUACGAUAAUCUCCUACGAAAAUUUUUUACGUUACUGAGUUUCAAAGGAGAAUUUUACACCAGUGGUGGUUAUUAUUCCAACAAAAAGACAAGUGAACAAGCGGCUGCUUUAGCCUCUUUAAAGUUACUCAAUGUUGAUUUGCCUUACGAGCUUUAUAACGUUAACAGUUCUUUAUAA
Messenger RNA from Zophobas morio, 1503 nucleotides. Its product is annotated as tRNA-dihydrouridine(20) synthase [NAD(P)+]-like. The record is from RefSeq and is a predicted model, not a curated record. The transcript is spliced from 16 exons. Bases 1 to 1503 code for a protein of 500 amino acids. Gene Ontology annotation, biological process: tRNA dihydrouridine synthesis. Gene Ontology annotation, molecular function: tRNA dihydrouridine synthase activity; flavin adenine dinucleotide binding. Lineage: Eukaryota; Metazoa; Arthropoda; Insecta; Coleoptera; Tenebrionidae. Gene Ontology annotation, cellular component: cytoplasm.